Orycteropus afer afer is the source of this 9324-nucleotide messenger RNA. It is a transcript of the gene CENPF, whose product is annotated as centromere protein F. Bases 1 to 9324 code for a protein of 3107 amino acids. The transcript is spliced from 20 exons. NCBI's taxonomy places the organism in Eukaryota, Metazoa, Chordata, Mammalia, Tubulidentata, Orycteropodidae. The record is from RefSeq and is a predicted model, not a curated record. Gene Ontology annotation, cellular component: spindle pole; nucleus; chromosome, centromeric region. Gene Ontology annotation, biological process: metaphase chromosome alignment; mitotic cell cycle; regulation of G2/M transition of mitotic cell cycle. Gene Ontology annotation, molecular function: protein homodimerization activity; transcription factor binding; microtubule binding.
AUGAGCUGGGCUUUAGAAGAGUGGAAAGAAGGCCUGCCCACAAGAGCUCUUCAGAAAAUUCAAGAGCUCGAAAGACAGCUGGAUAAACUAAAGAAAGAAAGGCAGCAAAGGCAAUUUCAGCUUGAAACUCUGGAGGCAGCAUUGCAGAAACAAAAACAGAAGGUUGAAAAUGAAAAAACAGAGGGCACAAACCUGAAAAGAGAGAACCAAAGCUUGAUGGAAAUGUGUGAAAAUCUAGAGAAAACAAAACAGAAGAUUUCUCAUGAGCUUCAAGUCAAGGAGUCACAGGUGAAUUUCCAGGAAGGACAACUGAAUUCAAACAAAAAACAAAUUGAAAAACUGGAACAAGAACUUAAAAGGUGUAAAUCUGAACUUGAAAGAAGUCAACAGUCUGCACCGCCUGCAGAUGUUUCUCUGAAUCCAGGCAGUACACCACAGAAAAUUUUUCCAACUCCACUCACGCCAAGCCAGUGUUAUAGUGGUUCCAAGUAUGAAGAAUUAAAAGAAAAAUAUAAUAAAGAAGUUGAAGAACGGAAAAGAUUAGAGGCAGAGGUUAAAGCCUUUCAGGCUAAAAAAGCAAGCCCUGCUAUUCCCCAAAGCACCAUGAAUCACCGAGAGAUGGCUCGACAUCAGGCUUCGUCUUCUGUGUUCUCAUGGCAACAAGAGAAGACCCCAAAUCGUCUCUCUUCUACUGCUCGGAAAACUCCGAUCAGGAGAGAUUUCUCUGCAACUCGCCUUGCUGAGGAGCAGGAGGUGACUCCAAGUAGACCAACUUUGCAUAUAGGGAAAAAAGACAUGAAUAGCAGCUUCUGUGAUAAUUCUAGCAAUUUUCAUCUUCUGAAUCAACUGAAAGCCCAGAAUCAAGAGCUAAGAAGCCAAAUUAGCGAAUUGGAACUAAGUCUACAAGGACAACACAAAGAAAUGAAAAGCCAAGUGAAUAAACUUCAAGAGCUUCAACUCCAACUGGAGGCAGCGAAAGUAGAAUUAAUUGACAAAGAGAAAGUUUUGAACAAAAAUAGGGAUGAACUUGUGAGAACGACAGCACAGUAUGACCAGGCUUCAACUAAGUGUACUGCAUUGGAACAAAAACUGAAAAAAUUGACUGAAGAUUUGAGUUGUCAGCGACAAAAUGGAGAAAGUGCCAGAUAUGCCCUGGAACAGAAAAUGAAGGAAAGAGAAAAGGAGUUUCAACAGGAGCUCUCCCGUCAACAGCGAUCUUUCCAAACACUGGACCAAGAGUGCAUUCAGAUGAAAGCCAAACUCACCCAGGAGCUUCAGCAAGCCAAGAACACGCACAAUAUCCUACAGGCUGAACUGGAUAAAGUCACAUCAGUAAAGCAACAGCUAGAAAAAACUUUAGAAGAGUUGAAGCAAAAGUUCUGCAGAACUGAACAGGCAUUACAAGCGAGUCAGGUCAAAGAGAAUGAGCUGAGGAGAAGUAGUGAGGAAAUGAAGAAGGAAAACAGCCUCCUUAAGAGUCAGUCUGACCAAAGGGCCCGAAAUAUCUGCCACCUGGAGGAAGAACUCAAGAAAGUCAAGCAGUGUUUAAAUCAGAGCCAGAAUUUUGCAGAAGAAAUGAGAGCUAAGAAUACUUCUCAGGAAACAAUAUUAAGAGAUCUUCAAGAAAAAAUAAACCAGCAAGAAAACUCCUUGACUUUAGAGAAACUGAAGCUUGCUUUGGCUGAUCUGGAAAAGCAGCGAGAUUGUUCUCAAGACCUUUUGAAGAAAAGAGAACAUCACAUUGAACAACUAAAUGAAAAGUUAAGCAGAACUGAGAAAGAGUCUCAAGCUUUAUUAAGUACUUUGGAAUUAAAAAAGAAAGAAUGUGAAGAAUUGAAAGAAGAGAAAACUCUCCUUAAUAGUUGGAAAAGUGAAAGAGAACAACUUUUAAAUCAGAUGGAAUCAGAAAAGGAAACUUUGCAGAAUAAAAUUAAUCACUUGGAAACUUGUCUCAAGACUCAGCAAAUAAAAAGUCAAGAAUACAAUGAAAGAGUAAAAACAAUGGAAAUGGAAAGAGAAAACCUAAAUGUCGAGAUCAGAAACCUUCAGAAUGUGAUCAACAGCAAGAGUGUAGAACUAGAGGCACAGAAACAAGCUUACAUAGAACUACAGCAGAAAGCUGAGUUCUCAGAUCAGAAACAUCAAAAGGAAAUAGAAAAUAUGUGCUUGAAAACGUCUCAGCUUACUGGGCAAGUUCAAGAUCUAGAACACAAGCUUCAGUUACUGUCAAGUGAAGUAAUGGACAAAGACCAGCGUUACCAAGACUUGCAUGCUGAAUAUGAGCACUUCAGAGAUCUGUUAAAAUCUAAAGAUUCUUCUCUGGAGAUAAAUGAGGAUCAUAACAGAAGCCUUUUGACUUCUGAACAGCAGGCUACAAUGAAUAAUUCCUUGGCAAAGAUAAUUGGAGAACAAGGAAGCAUGCCUUUAGAAAGGAGUAGACACCAUUUAGAAGCAGACCAAAGUCCCACACAUUCAGCCGUUUUAGAAAACAGAGUCAUUUCACUUGAGUUUUCAUUGGAGUCUCAAAAGCAGGUGAACUCAGAUCUGCAGAAGCAGUGUGAAGAGUUGGUGCAAAUUAAACGAGAAAUAGAAGAAAAUCUCAUGAAAGCAGAACAGAUGCAUCAAAGUUUUGUGGCUGAAACAAAUCAACGCAUUAAUAAGUUACAAGAAGACACUUCUGUUCAUCAAAAUGUUGUUGCUGAAACUUUAGCUGCCCUUGAGAACAAGGAAAAAGAGCUGCAACUUUUGAGUGAGAAAUUAGAAACUCAACAAGCAGAGUAUCAGGAAUUAAAAAAGAGCAGUGGUUUACUUGAAGACUCUGUAAAAGAGCUACAGCUUUUGUCCGAAACCCUGAGCUCAGAGAAGAAGGCAAUGAGUUCCAUCCUUUCUCUUAGUAAACAAGAAAUUGAAGAGCUGACCCAGGAGAAUGGAACUCUCAAGGAAAUUAAUGCAACCUUAAAUCAAGAGAAAAUGAACUUACUACGAAAAAGUGAGAGUUUUUCCAAUCACAUAGAUGAAAGAGAGAAAAGCAUGUCAGAGUUAUCUGUUCAGUACAAGCAAGAAAAAUUCAUUUUACUAAAAAGGUGUGAAGAAACAGAAAAUGCAUAUGAGAAUCUUAGGGAAAACUACAAUGCGCUACAAGAGAAGAACUCUAGAUUAGAAUGCUUGCUAAAUGAGUGCACUAGUCUUUGUGAAACUAGGAAAGAUGAGUUGGAACAGCUGAAGGAAGCAUUUGCAAGGGAUCACCAAGCAUUCUUAACAAAAUUAGCUUCAGCUGAAGAAAGAAACCAGAGCCUAGUGCUAGAGUUGGGGACUGUGCAGCAUGAUUUGAGAUCUGAGAUUACAGAUACCCGAAACAAUUCCAAGGGUGAGGCUGAUGGUUUAAGGCAAGAAAUCACGACUUUAAAGGAAGACCAAAGUAGGAUGCAAAAGGAAGUUAAUGCCUUACUAGAAGAGAAUGAGCACCUAAUGAGGUCAACAGAGACUAAGCCUGGGCAUCAGAAUCUAGACAGUGACUCUGUGAAAGAAACAGAAUGUGAGAUGAAUAAAUCUAGUGUUGAACGUCAGAUGGAUCUUGACAUUAAAGAUACUUCUCUAGAUAGUUAUGAUGCACAAUUAGGACAUUUAGAAGCUGUGAUAAGAAAUAUGGAAUUAAAACUUCAGGAAAGUGAGAAGGAGAAAGCAUGCCUGCAGCAAGAAUUACACAUGAUUCGAGGAGAAUUAGAAACUGGAAAUUUGCCACAAGAUUCUCAGUCACAAGAACUUAGUGGCCUUAAAGACUGCAAAGUAGAUACAGAAGGAAAAAGUAUUUCAGUGCUUCAUCAGUUGUCAACAAGUCAAAAUGACAACACACACCUACAGUGUUCUCUACAAAUAGCAAUGACAAAGCUGAAUGAGCUAGAGAAAAUGUGUGGAAUGUUGCAGGUUGAAAAGUGUGAACUCACAUUUGAGCUGAAUGACUCAAGAUUAGAAUGUAUCACAGCAAGUAGUAAAAUGGCAGAAGAGGUAGAGAAACUAGUAAAUGAUGUUAAAAAAUUAAACAAUGAAAAUGGCCUUGUCCAAGGUGAAUUAGUGAAACAAAUGCCAGAAGACGAAUUUGCUAAACAGCAAAAUGAGCAGAAGUCUGUGUCCUUGAGUCCUUUGGACGACAGUAAUUUCUACGAGCACCUGACAUUGUCCAAUAAAGAAGUUCAAAUGCACUUUGCUGAAUUACAGGAGAAAUUCUCAUUUUUACAAAGUGAACACAAAAUCUUACAUGAGCAGCACUAUCAAAUGACCUCAAAGAUGUCAGAACUACAGUCCUAUGUUGACACUUUAAAAGCUGAAAAUUCGGUCUUGUCAAUGAACCUGAGGAACUUUCAAGAUGACCAGGUGAAGGAAGUAAUGUUAGGAUCUGAGGAGGGGCGUUUUCUGUCAACAUCUUUCUCUUGUGUGACUGACAGCUCUAUUCUUAAAAAUUUCGGAGAAUCCUCUUUCUGUAAAGAUCUUUUGGAACAGACAGGAGAAAUAUCUCUUUUGAGUAAUUUGGAAGAAAAUGCUUCAACGAACCAGUCUAAAGUAGAUGACACAUCCUGUAGCAGUCUGGAAGAGAGUCUGACCCAGAAAGAAAUUCCAUCUACCUCUGUGAGGAGUAUUGAAGAACUAGAGAUCCUCUGUCAGAUGUACUUGCAGUCCCUCAGGAAGCUGGAGGAGGAACUUAAAUGUCAAAGGAUUGUGAAAAAUAAAGAAAUUCAAGAGCUUGAACACUUGCUAAAUUCUGAAAGGAAAGAGAUUGACUGCCUUAGAAAGCAGAAUUUGUCAGAAAAUGAACAGUGGCAACAGAAGCUGAAAACUGUGACUGUGGAGUUAGAGUCUAAGUUGGCAGCAGAAAAGAAACAGAUUGCACACCUGUCACUUGAGCUAGAAGUUGCACGACUCCAACUGCAAGGUCUUGACUUAAGUUCACGGUCUUUGCUUGGCACUGACAUAUUAGAUGCUAUUCAGGAUGGAAAUGAGAGCUGUGACAUAAAAGAAUCAGAAGACUAUACUCCAAAAACUAAAGGAAGAAUACCAAAGCUUGACAUUCAUCAACUUUAUACAGAAGUUAAUCAUCAGGACCACGAUCUAGAGACUGAAAGAAUAAGUGAGCCUGCGGCAGUCAAACAGACAGGUUCAGAACGGUCUAGAGAACAGUCCUCGGAAACCAGUUAUGAGACUCCAGUGGAAGAUAGAACUCAGGGCUGUUCAGAGUGUGUUUCUGAAUUGUCUCUUUCUUAUUCUAAUGCUUUGGGACCGAUGGAUUUUCUAGAGAACCAGGUAACCAUUCAGAAUCUCCAGCUGCAGGUAAAAGAGACAGCCAAUGAGAAUUUGAAAUUACUUCAUAUCAUAGAGGAACGUGACAAAAAACUUGAAAGUUUGCUAAAUGAAAUGAAAGAGUUAGACUCACAAAUCAAUUUACAGAAAUUGCAACUAACUACCAAGAUUGAAGCAUGCAUAGAAUUGGAAAAAAUAGUUGAGCAACUUAAGAAAGACAAAUCAGAUUUAAUUGAAAAAUUAGAAAUUUUCUCCUGUGAUAACUCGGAGUUAUACCAGGAAGUAAAAACUUGGGAAGACCUCAAUGCUGAUAUAGAGAUGACAGAGAAAUUAUCACAUAAAGUGAUUGAAGAUAAUGUGGCUGUGGUAAAUGACAACUGGAAAGAGAAAUUUCUUAAUGUAGAAAAUGAACUAGACAGAAUGAAAUCUGAGAAAACUAUGGAACAGCACACCCUCUCCAUGGAAUGUAACUUAGAGACAUUACAAACAGAGAAGCUGUCUUUAGAAAAAAAUAGUGAAAAUAAGCAGAAAGCUAUAACGUGUCUUGAAGAAGAACUCUCUGUGGUCACAACAGAGAGAAACCAGCUUCAUGGAGAAUUAGAUACUGUGUCAAGAGAAAACAAAGAACUGAGUCAGAUGCUGGAAAGGAUGAAAGAGAAAAUACAAGAGCUCGAAUCUCAUCAUGGUGAGUGUCUGCAUCACAUUCAAGUUGUGGAGGCUGAAGUAAAAGAGAAGACAGACCUCCUUCAGACUUUGUCCUCUGAUGCAAAUGGGCUGUUAAAGGAGAAGGCUCAUCUCCAGGAGCAGCUGCAGAGUCUGGAAAAGUAUUCACAGGCACUGUCUUUGGCUAAAGGUGAGCUGGAAAGCCAAAUUGGACAACUGAAUGGAGAGAGAGACUUGCUUGCAAGAGAAUUAGAAAGCCUGAAGAACAAAUUGAAUGAAUCCGAAAAUGAAAAGGCAGCCCACUGUAAGGCCUUGGAGGCUGCAUUAGUGGAGAAAGGUGAGGUGGCGGUGAGACUGAGCUCAACACAAGAGGAAGUGCGCCAGCUGAGAAAUGGCAUUGAGAAACUGAAAGUCCGCAUUGAGGCUGAUGAGAAGAAGCAGCUCUGUGUCUUAGAAAAACUGAAAGAAACUGAGCGUCAUUCUGAUUCACUUAAAGACAAAGUUGAAAAUCUUGAAAGGGAAUUGCAGAUGUCAGAAGAAAACCAAGAGCUUGUCAUUCUUGAUGCUGAGAAUGCCAAAGCAGAGAUAGAGACUCUCAAAUCAAAAAUAGAAGACAUGACAGAAAUGCUGAAAAGUUUAGAAUUAGCUCUUGUCACAGUAAGAUCUGAAAAAGAAAAUCUAACAAAAGAAUUACAAGAAAAACAAAGUCAAGUGUUGGAAUUAGAGCCCUUGCUUUCUUCAUUUAAGAGUCUAAUAGAAAAAAAGGAGGAANNGAAAAUACAAAUGAAAGAAGAGUCUAAAACUGCAGAGGAAUUGCUUCACACACAAUUGAAGGAAUUAAAUGAAGAAGUAGCAGCCUUGUGUGAUGACCAAGAGAUAUCUAAGGCCAAAGAAGAGAGCCUGAGCUCACCAGUGGAGGGAGUGCGUCACCUGAGAAAUAGCUUUGAAAGGCUUAAAGUCUGCUUUGCAGCAGAUGAAAAGAAGCACUUUCAUACAUUAGAAAAACUACAGGAAAGUGAGUAUAAUGCAGAUUUGCUUAGGGAUAAAGUAGAGAACCUUGAAAGGGAACUGGAGAUAGCAGGAAGAAACCAAGAGAUUGUCAUUCUUGAGUCUGAGAAUUCCAAAGCUGAGGUAGAAACACUCAUGAUGAAAAUGGAAGAGCUGUUCCAAAACCUGAGAGAUCUGGAGUUAGAUCUUGUCAAUAUAAAGUCAGAAAAAGAAAAUCUGACAAAACAGUUACAAACUGAGAAAGGGCGAGCAUCUGAAUUAGAAACCCUGAAUUCUUCGUUUGAAAAUCUACUACAAGAAAAAGAGCAAGAAAAACUACAGCUGAAAGAAGAAUCAAAAAUUGCAGUAGAGUUGCUUCAGGCACAAUUAAAAGAGCUAAAUGAGAAAGUUAUAGCUAUAUGUGUUGACCAAGAGACAUAUAAGGCCAAAGAACAGAAUCUGAAGAGUCAAGUAGAUUCUCUUGAACAUGAGAAGGCUCAGUUGCUACAAGACCUUGAAGAGGCCAAAAAUAAUUACAUUAGUUUGCAGUCUUCUAUGGAUGACCUCAUUCAAGAGGUAGAAGAUGGCAAACAGAAGCUAGAGAAGAAUCAUGAAGAAAUCAGUAUACUAAAAAAUCAAAUUCAAGACCAGGAGCAGCUCACUUCUAAACUGUCCCAGGUAGAAGAAGAGCAGCGACUUUGGGAGAAGCAAAAAACAGAACUGGGGAAUCUGACAAUGGAAUUGGAACAGAAGGUCCAGCUGCUGCAAUCCCAAAAUGCCACUCUGCAGGACACUUUAGAAGGGCUGCAGAAUUCUUACAAGGAUCUUGAGAAGGAGCUUGAAUCAACAAAAAUGGAAAAAAUGUCCUUUCUUGAAAAAGUAAAUACAAUGGCAGUGAAGGAACCGGAGCUGCAGAGAAAAAUACAUGAGAUGGCACAGAAAGCAGCAGUGUUGAAAGAAGAAUUUGAUGGGGAGAAAAAUAGGCUCACUGAGGAGUUAAAAUCAGUGUCGGAAGAAAUGAAGAGCAGCAAUGUUCAAUUGAAGGAGCUCAUGCUAGAAAACAGUGAAUUGAAAAAGAGUUUGGAUUGUGUGCGCAACGACCAGAUAGAGAAAGAGGCCAAGAGGAGAGAAGAAAUAGCUGAAUAUCAGAUGCGGCUUCAGCAAGCCGAAAAGAAACAGCAGACUUGGCUUCUGGAUACAAAAAAACAGCAUGAAGUGGAAAUCCAGACUUAUCAAGAGAAAUUGACUUCUAAAGAAGAAUAUCUAAGCUCACAGAAGUUGGAAAUGGAUCUGUUGAAGUCCAGUAAAGAGGAACUCAAUAAUUCUUUAGAAGCCACCAAUCAGAUUUUAGAAGAAUUGAAGAAAACCGAGAUGGACAAUCUAAAAUGUAUUAAUCAAUUAAAGAAGGAAAAUGAACAUGCCAUGGGGAAAAUAAAGCUAUUGAUCAAAUCCUGUAAACAGCUGGAAGGGGAAAAGGAAAUGUUGCAGAAAGAGCUGUCUCAUCUGGAAGCUUCACGAGAGCAGCAGAAAGCAGGUACUAUUGUGGAUGCUAAUAUAGAUGAAUUAAUGGCUGAGAUGAAAGAACUGAAGGAAACUCUUGAAGAAAAAUCCAAGGAGGCAGAUGAAUACUUGGAUAAGUACUGUGCCCUGCUGAUAAGCCAUGAGAAUUUAGAAAAAGCUAAAGAGAUGCUAGAAACACAAGUUGCUCGUCUGCAUUCUCAACAUAAUCUCCGAAGUUCUCCUUUGCCAAAUUCAGCUGUUCCAGAACCAUCUCCACUCCCUUCUGUUACUGAAAGGAAGUUAUCAGCUGGCCAAAAUAAGGCUUCAGGCAAGAGGCAGAGGUCCAAUGGCGUUCAGGAGAAUGAUGGAGAAUCAACGCCAUCCACACCAGAGACUUUUUCUAAAAAGAGUAGGAAAGCAGCCAGAAGUGGUGUUCAGUGUGCAGGUGACACAGAAGACAUUGAAUUUGAGCCAGAGGGGCUUCCAGAAGUUGUAAAGAAAGGUUUUUCUGAUAUCCCAACAGGAAGGACAAGCCCAUACAUUCUGCGGAGAACAACCAUGGCCACCAGAACCAGCCCCCGCCUUGCUGCACAGAAGUUAGUAACAUCCCCAUUAAGUCUCCACAAAGAAAAUCUUGCUGAGACCUCCAAACCAACAGCUGGUGGCAGCAGAUCACAAAAGGUCAAGGUUGCUCAGCAGAGCUCAACAGACUCAAGUGCCGCCAUCCGAGAAUCCAGCACAAGAUCUCUCUCUGUCAGAAACCUUCCUGAGAGACGUUCCACUAACAGCCCCAGGGAGGGCCUGAGAGCCAAGCGAGACCACUGUGUCCCCAGCCCAGAGGCGUCUGACCUCAAGAACAGUGAGAACUGUAGAGUCCAGUAG